Arachis duranensis is the source of this 2618-nucleotide messenger RNA. RefSeq lists its product as uncharacterized. The record is from RefSeq and is a predicted model, not a curated record. Lineage: Eukaryota; Viridiplantae; Streptophyta; Magnoliopsida; Fabales; Fabaceae. Bases 248 to 637 code for a protein of 129 amino acids. The transcript has 5 exons.
UAGCCACUGCAACAACUCACAGACACUUUCUCUCCUUCCUAACGGCGACAACAGUGCUCAAUCGUGGUGUACUCCUCCACGUACGGUGACGGCGCGGUCCUCAAUCGCGAGAAACCCCUCUCCCUUCUCUUCUCCUUGUUCUUCCUCUGUUCCUCCGUUUCCAGGUCUUCAUCCUCGGGACAUUCGAAGUGUGGAUCCAUCUUUGUUUUCGACGAAUUUGGUACCCUCUUUGCUGGUUUAUGAGCAUAUGAUACUUCUAAAUCUGGGCUCCCUUCAAGCAAUAGCAAUGAAAGAUUGUGUACUUAUAUUUGAAUAUAAUCGUAAAGGAGGGCAAGCUUUUCUGGAGUCAUUGUUGCCCAGGUUGAACCCCAAGAACUGUAACGGAGGGCCAUCAAUGCCAUUUGAACUCGAGGAUGGCCACCAAGAAAGGCUAGGAGAAGGCGCCCAAGAAAUCGGCCACAAAGUGGGAUCCUUAAAGUCAACCUCCAAGGCACAUCCUACACUAGGAGCCAAACCCCUUUCUAAGAAGGCGAAAACAUCCGUUCCUAUCGAUGAUAAAGAGAAGAGCAAUCCGGCAAGGGAAUCCUCAAGGUUCCCCAACUGCUUCUGUGAACUCUUGUUCCCCGCUAUGGAUUGAUGAAUGGUACCUCACUGUGGAGGCUAGAGCUUGGGCCCAGAUUCUAUCUCACUAUGUGCUACCUAGCACCCACAAGCUGUCAUUCAUGAUGGAUCUCACUCUCCUUAUUUGGUGUAUUCUCACGGAGAAGCCGGUGAACAUCCCGCUUCUCAUCCAACAAGCGAUGGGUCAAGUUCAGGGCCGGGGUAACCUACCAUUUCCAGCAUUGGUAUCUGAUUUAGUUGCUAUUGAAGGUGUUCCUUGGAUGUCUAUGGACAUGAAGGCUACAAUUCUGGCUAAGGGCGAUGUCGUCCCAAGCGGGAAAUACUUAUAGCUUCCCAAAGGCACCCUACCCUAGGCCUUGACAUAGCCCCCCAACCUACUGUUCCUUCCACCUCAUCCGCACCACCACAAAGACCCAUCCACCAACGAAUUGAGGAUUUACACAAGAAGAUAGAUAGAUAUGAACGGCGGAAUCAACACCGAUUUGCUUACAUAAAGGAGCUUUUGAGUUUUGUUACCCCAUCCAUAGAGGAGCCCGAUAUAUGCACAUCCACCUCAACUCCAUUUGGCAGUAGCAAUCAUAAGAAGGAUAGUGGAGAUUCUGGUCCCGAUCACCCUAUGCACAUUGCUAGUAGCACGGAGGACCGUGCUAAAUUUUAAGUGUGUGGAGGUCGUUCGACCGAUUUCCAUGGGGUAAUAAUCUCUUCCUUUCAACACCCACGAACUUAAAUUUUCAACACUCCUUUGUAUGGCAAGCUGUAUAUUAGGGAUCACCGUUGUCAAUGGCUACCUCCCGUCGUCUCAGUGAAAAUGAACCUCUACCGUUUCUGUACGGUUAAUCAACUAUUGGAUUUCUCAUCUCGGAUGCAAAAUACUAGGCACAGCUAUCGCAUGGCUAAUCAGCUGUUGGUUCUCGAUCGUGUCGGAAUAAGAUUCAAUGAUCCUUUUGCGCACUGUCACUGUCCCAGUGAGGGUUCAAUGCUUGAUUCUAUAUUCCCUGCUUUCAUGAGCUAUCUUCUUACAAAUUUACUUGUUUUCAUUGUAUGAUUUGAAUUAGUGGAAUUUGAAUUAUUUUUGUCUUGGAGAAAUUAUUUACUUUUAACCAAGUAGGUAGAAACAUCUUUGCAUGUAGUUGCAUUCAUAUAGAUAGGUUGCAUUUCAUACAUUUUAUCAUUCCUCUUCACUCUUUUAGUUCUCUUGAGCUUAGCAUGAGGACAUGCUAAUGUUUAAGUGUGGGGAGGUUGAUGAACCACUAUUUUAUGGUUUAUAUUGUGCUAAAUUGAGUGGAUUUUAACAAUCUUUCGUACACUUAUUCAUACUAAUUGCAUGAGUUUAUGUUUUCCUUUCUGAUUUUGUGCUAUGAUUAAAAACAUGCUUCUUUGGCUUUUAUUUUAUUUUAUUUGAAUCCUCUCUUAUUAUCAUUCGAUGCCUUGAUAUGUGUGUUAAGCAAUUUUAGGUAUUACAGGGCAAGAAUGGCUCAGAGGAUGGAAAGGAAGCAUGCAAAAGUGGAAGAAAUACAAGAAGUUGAAGAAAUUGCAAAGCUGUCAGCCUGACCCUCUCACACUAAAACGACUAUAACUUGAGCUACAAAGGUCCAAAUGAGAUGUUCUAGUUGCAUUGGAAAGCUAACAUCCGUGGCUUCGCAACGAUAUAUAAUUUGCUAUAGCUGCCUCAAAGUUAGGUGACGCGAACGCGUGGAUGACGCGCCCGCGUCGCAUCUGCAAAAUCUCAAUCCACGCAAACGCGUGGAUGACGCCUCCGCGUCACUCUGCCGUGACCUGUACGAACCAGAUUUCAUAAUCAGCGAUUUCUGGGCUGUUUCUGACCCAAUUCUCGACUCAGAAAACACAGAUUAGAGGCUGGGAGUGGAGCAAAAUCAAUCAUUCAUUUAUUACUCACAAUUUUAGGUUUUAGAUGUAGUUUUUAGAGAGAGGGGUUCUCUCCUCUCUCUUAGGAUUUAGGAUUAGGAUUUCUAUUACGAUUAGGAUUGUUUCUUUAU